AUGACCAUGAGUGUUAAAUAUGAGACCACAGGGAAUAGGCAGUCUAGGCACCGUGUCUACCUCCCGAGGUCGGAGCGGACAAUGUUUGAGAAGAUUCAGAAGGCGCUCACGCUUCGUAGCGGCAUCAUGAAGGAGCUGCUGGCAGAAGCACUGGGAACAUUCAUCCUCAUGGUUUUCGGCUUGUCCUCUGUGGCACAAGUGGUAUUAGGAAAAGGAAACACUGGUCACUAUCUGAGCAUCAAUAUGGCAUUUGGCAUUGGUGUUACUUUGGGAAUCCAUGCAUCUGGAGGAAUAUCUGGAGGUCAUCUGAAUGCUGCCAUCACUAUUACGGAGUGGAUUUUAGGAAACCUCAGCUGGAAAAGGCUCACAGCUUAUAUGAUCGGACAGUUCCUGGGCUCCUUUUUGGCAGCAGCCACUGUCUUUGGCCUCUACUAUGAUGCUCUGUACGACUACACCAAGGGGAACUUCACAGUCACAGGACCAACUGCCACUGCACUGAUCUUCUCCACUUACCCUGCUCCCAAUGUAUCCUUGCUGGGGGCCUUCUUUACAGAGUUUACGGCGACAGUUAUGCUGGUCCUGGGCGUUCACGUCAUCCACGAUGACAAAAACAACGCAGCCCUGAAAGGCACUCAGCCCCUGAUCUGUGGUGUCCUGGUCCUGGGCAUCGGCCUGGGAAUGGGGAUGAACACAGGCUACGCCAUAAACCCCUCCCGGGACCUGCCCCCCAGGAUCUUCACUGCAAUUGCUGGCUGGGGAACAGAAGUCUUCACGGCUGGACAUCACUGGUGGUGGGUCCCAGUCAUAGCUCCAAUUCUGGGAAGUCUUACUGGUGCUUUAAUCUAUAGAGUCUUCAUUGAUAUUCACAACCAACCUGAUGAGGAAAUUGAAAAUAGGAAAGAAGAGAGAGGUGUGGAGACUUCCAAGCUGUGA
Messenger RNA from Myiozetetes cayanensis, 933 nucleotides. RefSeq names its product aquaporin-7-like. The transcript is spliced from 7 exons. Gene Ontology annotation, biological process: glycerol transmembrane transport; water transport. Lineage: Eukaryota; Metazoa; Chordata; Aves; Passeriformes; Tyrannidae. The coding region runs from base 1 to 933 and encodes 310 amino acids. Gene Ontology annotation, molecular function: urea transmembrane transporter activity; water channel activity; glycerol channel activity. The record is from RefSeq and is a predicted model, not a curated record. Gene Ontology annotation, cellular component: plasma membrane; basolateral plasma membrane.